AUGGAUGUAAGGGAAGAGAGAAUUAAAGGCUUAAUGAAGCUGAAGGUGCUCAUAACCAAGUUGCAACGACGCCGUUUGUUCUCAACAUCUAGAGCUCGAGCUAAUCUCAACCAAGUGGAUGAAAAUGGAAAAAAUGGAGAAAAAGGAUCUGGUGGAACAGUGAAGAAAGGUCAUUUUGCAGUUGUUGCAGUAAAGGGUGAGAAACCAAAGAGGUUCACGUUAGAGUUGGGCUACCUGAACAACCCGGAAUUCAUUAAAUUAUUGGAGCAAGCUCAAGAAGAAUUUGGAUUCGAGCAAAAGGGUGUUCUUGCAGUGCCUUGCCAACCUGAAGAACUACAGGAUAUUCUAAAUUUAAAGAGAAAUAGAAGAGCCAUUACUGAAUGGUAG
Messenger RNA from Pistacia vera, 387 nucleotides. RefSeq names its product auxin-responsive protein SAUR71. The coding region runs from base 1 to 387 and encodes 128 amino acids. The record is from RefSeq and is a predicted model, not a curated record. Gene Ontology annotation, biological process: response to auxin. The transcript has a single exon. NCBI's taxonomy places the organism in Eukaryota, Viridiplantae, Streptophyta, Magnoliopsida, Sapindales, Anacardiaceae.